Onychostoma macrolepis is the source of this 3621-nucleotide messenger RNA. RefSeq names its product inactive dipeptidyl peptidase 10-like. The record is from RefSeq and is a predicted model, not a curated record. The coding region runs from base 164 to 2572 and encodes 802 amino acids. Lineage: Eukaryota; Metazoa; Chordata; Actinopteri; Cypriniformes; Cyprinidae. The transcript has 26 exons. Gene Ontology annotation, molecular function: dipeptidyl-peptidase activity; serine-type peptidase activity. Gene Ontology annotation, biological process: proteolysis.
UGUGUCAACACACGGAUGGUUCUGCAUCUGGUGCAUCUCUGACGUGCAGCUGGAUUCUGAUCGAGAGCUGCAGUGACGGAGCGAGCUCAUCAGUGCUGGAUAACACACCAGCUUCGCACCAGUAUCCACUUCACUGCUAUUAACUGCUGGAAUAAAAGAAGACAUGAAUCAGACCGCUGGAGUGUCCAACCAUUGCCAGAGGCGCUCAUCCAUCGAUGUGAAGGAUGUGGGAAGUGUUUCCACUGAGAUGAACUGGAAGGGAGUGGGAAUCUCACUUCUGGUCAUUGCGUUUGUGCUGUCGCUGAUCGGAUUGUCCAUCUUUCUGCUGUCUAAAGGUGAUGCUCACCACAUUCUGAGAUCCUGUCUGACCCUGGAUGACCUUUUCUCCAGUGAGCUGCAGGAUCAUGAUCUUGAAGCUCAGUGGGUUUCUGCUCAACGACUCGUCUACAAGGACAGAGACGGAGAUCUAAAGAUUCUGAACAUGGAGACCAAUCAGGAGGAGGUUUUAAUGAAAAACACCACAUUUGCAGAGUUCAAGGCCUCCAAGUUUGCUGUGUCACCAGAUCUCAACUACGUCUUACUGGCGUAUGAUGUCAGAGAGGUGUAUCGAUACUCCUACCUGGCAUCUUACUUGAUCUACAACAUACAAACACGGGAAGUGCACGAACUGAAUCCUCCGGAGGUCUCUGAUUGUGUUCUACAGUUUGCAUCAUGGGGAAAUCAUGGUCAACAGCUGGUGUACAUAUUUGAGAAUAAUAUUUACUAUCAGCCAGAUGUGAAGAGCAGUUCUCUCAGACUGACAUCAUCGGGGCGAGAUGGCCUCAUAUUUAAUGGAAUAACUGACUGGCUUUAUGAGGAGCAGAUCCUGCACUCUUCAGUCGCUCACUGGUGGUCUCCAUCAGGCUCCAGGCUGGCAUUUCUCACCAUCAACGACACUCUGGUGCCCAACAUGCAGCUGCCGCGUUUCACAGGGACGCUUUACCCUCGUGGACACCAGUAUCCAUACCCAAAGGCUGGACAGAAGAAUCCUGAAGUGACACUGUAUGUGAUCAACGUGAACGGAUCUACACACGCUAUACAACUCCUGCAUCCCGACAGCUUACAGAGAAGUGAUCUCUACAUCACCAUGGUCCAGUGGGUGACGGACGAGUGUAUUGCUGUACGCUGGUUAAACCGUCCUCAGAACUUCUCCAUUCUCACACUCUGCUACACACACACGGGGAAAUGUGUGCCGAAGCACAUCAUGAUAUCGGACAAAUGGAUUGACAGACAGAAUGAAAAACCAUCUUUCUCUAAAGAUGGAGAAACGUUUUUUGUGACAUCGCCUCUCAGAAGCGGAGGCCGCGGAUCCUUUAGACACCUUACUAUGAUGUCAGAGCAGCCUGAAGGUAAAGAGGUCAGCAUACGACACCUGACCUCCGGCACUUGGGAGGUCACAAAGAUCCUGAGCUAUGAUCAAAAGUGGAACACAGUAUAUUUUCUCAGUAAUGAAGCUGGAUUCAGUCACAGGCACCUGUACAGGGUCAGCACGGUGGAGCCGUUCCAUCACGAGUGCUUGAGCUGUUCUGUGUUUAAACCUCACUGUUCAUUCUAUGAAGCGUCAGUGAGUCCAGACAGACGGGCCGUCCUUCUGAACUGCAGGGGUCCAGGAAUCCCCAAAACUACUGUGCACCUUCUCAGCAACAUGAGCGAUCACGUGACUGUAGAUGCUCGUCUGGAGAUCAGAGAAUUUCUCCAAAAGAAAAAAACUCCAGUUAGACAAAUCAGGAAUUUACUGAUUAACAAUCAGGCACUGAGACUCGAGCUCAGCUUCCCUCCGCAGUUUGAAGAGAGUAAACGAUAUCCACUUCUGCUGUUGCUUGACUCUAACCCCGGCGGUCAGCAGGUGAGCGAGCGCUUCCGUCUGGACUGGACCGAUGAGCUGGUCAGCUGUGAUGAAGUGAUCGUGGCACGGCUGGACGGCAGGGGAAGUGGCUAUCAGGGCCAGCAGAUCCUGCAGGACGUUUAUCAGCAUUUGGGACUCGUGGAGACGGAGGAUCUGCGCUCUGUUUUACAGUAUCUGAUGGAGCAGCCGUAUAUUGAUGGAGGCAGAGUCGGGGUUUUUGGCAAGGUGUGUGUGUGUGUGUGUGUGUGUGCGCAGGCGUAUGGUGGGUUCCUGAGCUCUAUUCUGCUGCUCUCACAUGGACCUGAACUCCGCUGCGGCGCGGCUGUGAGUCCAGUGUUUGACUGGCAGCUCUACGCUUCAGCUUUUACAGAGCGAUACUUUGGGUUCCCUCUACAAAAUGAGCUCAAAUACAAGAUCUCCAGUCUCCCGCUGAACAUCACGCGCUCUGAGAACUUACGCUUUCUGAUUCUACACGGGACAGCAGAUGCGAACGUUCAUUUUCAACACACUGCAGAGCUAGUGAAGCUGCUGUCUGUGAUUAACGUCAACUACAGGUUACAGAUCUUCCCAGAUGAGGGUCAUGAUGUCAUCAGCAGGCGCUACAUGCUGCAUUCACUCGUCUCCUUCUACAGAGACUGUUUUGUUGACAAUCUACCUGUUCCAGUGGAAACCAGUGACGACGACUAGGAAAUCAUGAAAUUGUGACCAGUCUGCUGUCAUUUAUGCCGAUCUGACCUGAACAAAGAGACAGAGAGCGUUGAGUCUAAGGAUACGCUCCAAAUACUCGUUAGAUUUCUUAUUUAUACUUUUCAUCAUUUGUUCACACUAGCAUUAGUCUGUAUUUAGCAGCAGCGUGACUGAUGUUGAGUGUCACUCUAAACAAGCUGAAACAAAUCACUGUCAUUAAAAACAUCAAGUACUAUGGACAAUAUGGUUAUUAAUUAUAACUUACCAGUCUGAGCUCCCGCUGAAUCACUGAUCGUGAGUCCUCUGGUUUUCUGGGCUCUUUCUAAUCCUGAUUUAUCAGCCAUCCCAUCCUCUCCAAAAGAAUAAGACUGUAAACAUCAGCGAGUCAUUCUGUCAGACGAUGCUGAUUUCUUAUAUCAUUCACUGAAACUCACAAACUCUUCUACUACUGCAAUCUGACACAAUAUAAGCUGUUAUAUAUAAACAUUAUUACUGGGGGAAACUGCUGUGGGGGAAGAAAAUGCCUUUUUUGUCAUUUUUAUUCAAAUCAUAGCCUUAAAAUCUGCAUUUUUAUGACCUGAACAAAUAAAACAAAACUACAGCAUACAAAAACAUAUCUAUAGGUGUAUAUAUAGCAAUACAUCUUUAAUACUGAAUUGAUUCAACUAGUAAAACUAUAACAAACGUAGCUUUUUAAGGAGCUACAUGGUUAGUCUGCACAAACAGAAAUAAAAUAAAACUCACACUCCAGUGCAUUGUGUCUCGUCAUUAGUAAACAUACAAAUCAGAAAGACUUUAAAAAGUAUGUUUUUUUUUUCUGUCUCUGUAUAUGUUCAUGUAUAUCCAGUAUGGGCAUCAGCAUUUAUACUAAAGUAUUAACCUUAAACGUAACUGUUAAAAUCAUGUGUUUUGAACUUCAAAUACAGAAACACUUGCAGGCAAAUGCAGAAUCAGCUGAUGUUUCUGAUCGGCUGCCUUACAGAUAUUGAUUAACCUCAUUUGUAAGAGUCACAGGUUCAGUAGCUCACAAACCCGAGAGAUCUCUCAGA